AUGACCGGACCACGAGUAGCAUGGAUCGGCCUCGGCAACAUCGGCCGAGGCAUGAGCCAAAAUAUCUCUCAAAAAGGCCCACAAGCCAAUCCCCUCCUCCUCUACAACCGCACAGCCUCCCGCGCAACAGCACACGCCUCAACCCUCCAAAACGCCAAAGCUGUCUCAACCCUCCCGGAAGCCGUCAACAACUCCGACAUAAUCUUCACCUGCGUCGGCGACGACGCAGCCCUAACUUCAAUCGUCACAGCAAUCCUGUCAGACGCCUCAAUCCCGCAAGACCUCUCGAGCAAAACUUUCAUCGACUGCUCGACCGUGCACCCGGAUACAUCCCGGCAAACGGAGACAGCGUUCAACGCGCGCGGCGCAGGCUUCGUCGCGUGUCCUGUCUUCGGGGCGCCGAAUAUGGCGGACGCGGGGCUACUGAUUGUCGUUCCGGCGGGGAAGCGGUCUGCAAUUGAGAAGGCGACGCCGUUUUUCGACGGUGUCGUUGCUAAGAAGACUAUUGAUCUUUCGGCUGGGACGGGGGCGGAUAUUGAUGUUGGACGGGCUUCUACGCUGAAAGUACUGGGGAAUACGUUUAUUCUCAAUACUGUUGGCGUUCUUGCUGAGGCGCUUGUUGCUGCUGAGGCUUCUGGGCUUGGGGUUGAGCCGUUGCAGGAGUGGCUUGAGCUUUUUGCGCCGGGGCCAUUUGCUAAUUAUGCGGAGAGGAUGGUUGGUGGGGACUAUUGUAGGCGGGAGGAGCCGCUUUUUGCGGUUGAUCUUGCCAGGAAGGAUUUGAGGCAUGCUUAUGGGAUUGCGAAGGAGGGCGGAUUGCGCAUGAAGAAUGUUGAGGUUACGGAUGGGCUACUGGAGGUGGUCAAGGAGGUUAAGGGAGCUAAGGGGGAUGUUGCUGCUGUUUAUGGGGCUGUUAGGAAGGGAGCUGGGAUGGAAUUUGAUAAUCAAUGA
Messenger RNA from Penicillium vulpinum, 948 nucleotides. Its product is annotated as NAD(P)-dependent oxidoreductase. The coding region runs from base 1 to 948 and encodes 315 amino acids. NCBI's taxonomy places the organism in Eukaryota, Fungi, Ascomycota, Eurotiomycetes, Eurotiales, Aspergillaceae. The record is from RefSeq and is a predicted model, not a curated record. The transcript has 2 exons. Gene Ontology annotation, molecular function: oxidoreductase activity, acting on the CH-OH group of donors, NAD or NADP as acceptor; NAD binding; NADP binding.